AAGUCUGCAGGAGGAAUCAUCUUGAAAAGUCCAUGAUUUUACAGACAAUACGACACAGAACCUCCCACAUCUUUAUAUAUAUGUGUACAUAUAUAUGUAAAUUCCACAUCUUUAUAUAUAUAUAUACACAUAUAUAUGUAAGUUUCAUGGGAGAAGGAAUCAUGUUUAAAAGUCUGAUUUUACAGAGAACCCGACACAGAAGCCACCCCCAUCUUUCUCUUUCUUUCUCAAUCCAGAAUUUUACCAUUUUUAAAUACCUGCAUUCACAUCAUUCCAUUUUUACCCUCCUUCUCACAAACUAUUUUACCGUUUUCUUUUCAAAAAUUAACGAGCAAAUGCAGCCAAAACAGAGCCAUUCUGGAAGUCUCUGUCUCUCUCUCUCUCUCUCUCUCGCUUACCUCCCUCUGCCCCCAUAACCAUAAACGCCUGCAAUCUUACCGAUACCAAACUCAGCAGCUAUUAACUACUUGUCUUCAUGGCGGAAACAAGCUCUAGUACCAGCAACAAUGGAUCAGUUCCAAUCCUUAAGUUGGCCCCAGAUCAUCUCUUCACAAUCUUGCUUCUACUCCCGAUUGAUUCAAUCCUCUCCUUUUCCAUGUCUUGUAAGAGAUUUAGGUCCUUAGCCUGCUCUGAUAGUUUGUGGGAGUCUAUAUGCAGGAGGGACUGGGAACAAAAAUCGGUGGAUGCCCUUAAGUCUGUGUAUCAUCAUCAUGAGAGGCAGCUGCUUCCAUGGAUGAGCCUGUACGAGAAAGUAUAUAAGCUUGAUUCAGUUUAUUGCCACAAACUGUCGGACCCAGAUGGUGAAUUCAUGGUUCCCAGUCCCAGAGCUUCUCACUCUCUCAAUUUUGUGUCUGAUUGUUUGGUCUUAUUUGGGGGUGGCUGUGAGGGAGAAGGUCUUAAUCAAGAAGAUAAUGUUGGACGUCUGGAUAAGUCAGACUUGAAAAGGUAUUCAAGGAGAGAUAAGUCAGAAAAAACCAUCAUGCAAUCUGUUUCAGGCCAAAAAUCUUCUCUGGUUCCAAAAGAUACUGGACGUCAUCUUGAUGACACAUGGGUAGCACAUACUGGUAAGGAUUUCCAGAGGAUGUUGAAGUGGCAGAAAGUUACAUCAGGUGUCCCGAGUGGGAGAUUUGGGCAUACAUGUGUUGUAAUUGACAAUUAUCUUGUUCUGUUCGGAGGAAUCAAUGACCGAGGAGAUCGCCUAAAUGAUACAUGGGUGGGGCAAGUAUCAGGCCAUGAUAACUUUGGCAUCACAUUGUCAUGGAGGCUGCUUGAUGUUGUAUCGUCUGUGCCACCUCCUCGUGGGGCGCAUGCAUCAUCUUGUAUUGAUAACCAGAAGAUGGUUAUUCACGGAGGGAUUGGGAUGCAUGGCGUCAGGUUAGAUGACACAUGGGUUCUAGAGCUCUCUGAAAGUCUUCAGUCUGGAACAUGGCAUCAGAUUGUGACAAGUCCAUCACCUCCAGCACGGUCAGGACAUACUCUGACAUGCAUCAGAGAAGCCCAGUUAGUUCUGUUUGGAGGGAGAGGGUUGGGUUAUGAUGUUCUCAAUGACAUUUGGUUAUUGGAGAUGAAUGAGGAUCAUCCAAGAUGGAUACAAAUACUCUACGACUUAUGGAACGUACCAAAAGGAGCUUCCCUACCUCGAGUUGGUCACUCGGCUACACUCAUCUUGGGAGACAAGGUGCUAAUCUACGGAGGGGAAGACUCGUGUAGGCACAGGAAGGAUGAUUUCUGGGUUUUGGAUGUCAAUAAAAUUCCUUCCAUUAGAGUGCAACCCGCAUCAUUGAAAUUGAAACCAUUAUUCACGGGAAUGUGGAAGGGGCUCAAGGCAAAGGGCUACAAACCUAACUGUCGAUCAUUCCAUCGAGCCUGUGUAGAUCAUUCUGGAUGGAAUCUGUAUGUGUUUGGUGGGAUGGUUGAUGGCUUACUUCAACCUGCUGAAUCAUCUGGGCUUCGUUUUGAUGGUGAGCUGUUUCUAGUUGAUCUUGUUCUUUAGCUGUAGAAGGCAACCACAGCUUCAUCAUGGUUAUCAGCUGCACUGACAUACAUCAAACUGAUUCUUGUAGAAUAAAGCUACCCUUCUUAGAAUUCUCUUGCAAAAAGAUUGGCAUCUUGUUUAGGUAAUUUGGUGGUUGUGGUGAGUAAAAAGAUUCUGUUAAAAAAGGUUUAUUGUUAGUAAUGAAAAAGUAAAUUUCAAGAUAA
This is a messenger RNA of Carica papaya (papaya), 2199 nucleotides long. Its product is annotated as Kelch repeat-containing F-box family protein. Lineage: Eukaryota; Viridiplantae; Streptophyta; Magnoliopsida; Brassicales; Caricaceae. The record is from RefSeq and is a predicted model, not a curated record. Gene Ontology annotation, molecular function: protein binding.